AAUUCUCCGUCUAACUUAUACACAUACUUCAAGACAACGUUAUGGAUGCUCGAAUUAAUACCUCGCUAAAAAACGAUCAGAAUGGAAAUGGAUCCAGCAAUUUUGAUCUGGGUAUUGUAGUUUUUGAGAGUUUGAAAAAACACAGUAAUAGGAUUUUACAGUAUCUAGCAGACACAGAUGAAACAGAUACACAAGGGCAAGUUUUAAAACGGAGCAUACGUACUGCAAUGAAGUUAAAGGAAAAGGGAAUAACCAAGGAUGACAUUGUUAGCAGCUGCAGUCAUAACCACAAAAAUUCCAUCAUUCCUUUUAUUGCGUCACUCUUUCUUGGAAUUAAAACAGCCCACUUUGAUCCGAAUUUGUCUCAUUUAGAGACGAUCCAUCUACUGAAACUGAUUAAGCCGAGAAUUAUAUUCGUGGACCUGGAAUCGUUACCACUCAUGGAAAAGUGUUUGAAGGAAUCUCAAGUAAACACAGAGUUGGUAGUAUUUGGAGAAAGUGAAAAAUAUUCGAAUUUCAAUGGAUAUUUAGAACCUAGUGUUGAAGAAGAUAAAUUUCGACCAGUUGCGGCUGACAACGUUAUGGAAACGGCUAUUAUAUUGUUCAGCAGUGGGACAACGGAUUUACCAAAAGGAAUUUGUAUAAGCCAUUAUGGUAUACUUGGCCAAAUUUUAAAGAAAAGUAUGAAAGUGUCGGGUAACAAUAAAAAUAAUAGUAAUAAUAAUAACAUUUCAUUACUAUACACCGCUCUGUACUGGAUAUCAGCUGUUGUGAUGUUACUAAAAGGUAUCACUGAAGGAUGCGCUUACGUUGUUUGCAAACAAUUCGAUCCUGCUGCAACGUGGAGGGUUAUAGAAAAAUACAAGGUAACAAGUGCGUUUUUGGUGCCAUAUCGAGCUAGAGAAUUCUUAGCUGCCCGUCAAAAUGUAGAUACCAGCAGUUUGAAGCAUAUGGCGACAGGUAGUGCCCCAGUGACUAAAAAGCUGAUGGAUGAGCUAAGAGAAGCUUUACCGAGUGCGGCUGUUGUACAAUGUUACGGACAGUCAGAAGCUUUAGGGAUGAUCGCCUCUUUCAACAUAGGUGAUCCAAAGGAGAUGGAAUUGCAAAAAAUUAAACCAUUAUCCUCUGGAAAAGUUCUACCAAAAUAUAAUUGGAAGAUUGUCGACCCUGUCACAGAAAAAGUCCUUGGUCCAAAUGAAAGGGGAGAGUUCCGAUACAAAAUAGAUUAUCAAAUGAACGGGUACUACAAAAUGGAUUCUUCCUCUGCAUAUGAUUCGGAAGGUUUUAUAAAAUCUGGAGAUAUAGCUUAUUACGAUGAAGAGAACUGCCUGUUUAUUGUGGAUAGAAUUAAGGAAGUGUUUCUAUAUAAAGGAUGGCGCAUUUUUCCCGCUGUUCUGGAGGGGAUCCUUCUAACUCAUCCAGCCGUCGAAGAAGCUGUUGUGAUUGGCAUUCCUCAUGAAUUACAUGGGUACCAUCCAAUGGGUAUCGUUGCCUUAAAUAAAGGGUAUGAGGAUGUUACCCCGGAAGAUAUAGAACUCUAUGUGAGACAAAGGGUGUCAGAUGAUCAACGCUUAAGAGCGGGUGUUAAAAUUGUAGGAGAGAUUACCAAAACAGUUACUGGUAAAGUAAGGAGGUAUGGCAUGAAACAAAUGGUGCUCAAUGGUGAUAUUUAAAUUUAAAUAUUCUAUUAUACAGGGUGAUUCAUUAACAAUGGGAAA
Molecule: messenger RNA, 1718 nt
Organism: Anoplophora glabripennis (Asian longhorned beetle)
Lineage: Eukaryota; Metazoa; Arthropoda; Insecta; Coleoptera; Cerambycidae
Product: 4-coumarate--CoA ligase 1
Exons: 5
Coding region: 42-1673 (543 amino acids)
Biological process (GO): long-chain fatty acid metabolic process; fatty-acyl-CoA biosynthetic process
Molecular function (GO): long-chain fatty acid-CoA ligase activity
Source: RefSeq, a predicted model, not a curated record